AUGCCUCCUACUCAGUCUGAUGAUGCCAAAUGGGGGAGAAUGACGUUGACACUGAUAAUAUUUCUUGACACUGACACCUCUAGUGUUGAUGCUGAGAGGAAGCAACAUAUCCCUCAAGGGGAACCAGGUAACAUUGAAUCAAAGGAUGAUGUUCCCCUGCACAAGAAAACGAAGGCAAAAGUUGAUUCUACUUCCGACAGUAGCUCAUCUGAGAAGAAACACAAACAUAUCAUUGUGUCUAAAAUGGUAAGCAUAUGGGGUGUGUCCGUUGAAGAGGCUAGAGAGUUUGCCCGACAACACAACAUUCAAACUGCAAAUUGA
This is a messenger RNA of Lactuca virosa, 321 nucleotides long. Lineage: Eukaryota; Viridiplantae; Streptophyta; Magnoliopsida; Asterales; Asteraceae. The record is from the annotation of a GenBank genome assembly.